GGGCGGUCCCCCCCAGACAAGAAAGUGGGCCAUGCCCAGGGGAUGAAAGGAAUCUGCCCUGGAGCUGAUCAGGGCCUGUUAUCUGGGACACCUUCACCAGCUCAGCCUGGCCCGGAAGCUGUUCCAGCCACAGAGGCAGACCAGCCACAAGGAACUGAAGUCAGGGGUGGGAGGUCAGAGCCCUAGAGAAUAGAGAAGCUCGCUGCUGGUGAGGGAUAUGGCCAGGAUUCCUGGAAUUGGAAGAUCUUCAGCUUCGCCAUGUUUGGAGAACAAGGAAGAUAAUGAAAGUGAUGUGGCCCUUCUUAUACCUAAGGACCCUGACAGAGAACUUGCAGAGGACCAGUCUGUACACACGGAGACAUCCAGCCUUGACCUGAGCAUGCAAGGCCCACCCUGCAACCUCCCUGCUGAGCUCAGCCUAGAUGACUUCAUCCCUGGCCACCUCCGGGCCCAUGUAGGGUCAUCCUCCCGGGGAACACGGGUGCCUGUGAUCCGGAAUGGUGGCUCCAACACCCUUAAUUUCCAGUUCCAUGACCCUGCGCCCAGGACUGUGUGCAAUGGCUACAUCCCACAGAGGAGAGAAGCUUCCGAGCUCUCAGACCCUGCAUGGUAUCAGACCUGGCCAGGCCCUGGCCCCUGGUCCUCUGAGAACUCGAAGGCCUCUCCACCACAGGAUGCCCAGAACUGGUCAGCCACAUGGACCAAGGACAACAAGCAGCGGGACAAGCGCUGGGUCAAGUACGAGGGAAUCGGGCCUGUGGAUGAGAGCGGCAUGCCCAUUGCCCCCCGAUCUAGUGUUGACAGCCCCAGAGACUGGUAUCGGAAAAUGUUCCAGCAGAUUCACCGGAAAAUACCAGACCUGCAGCCUGACUGGACCUUCCAGGACCCACCCAAAGUGAUUUCCUCGUGGAACUCCUCUGCAAACCCCAAGCAGCCAGGGCCACCGCAAAGAACAUCCUCCAGGCCAGGGGGCCCUGCAGCAGCUUCUGUCGGGAGAAGCUGGGACCACUCUGAAGAGUUACCCAGAAGCACCUUCACCUAUAAUCCUGGAGAACUGCCCUCAGAGCUCCAGCCCCCACAUCAGGUGCCGAGAGAAAGACGCCGAGAGAAAGCAGAAAAUGUCUGGACAGAAGAUUCUUGGAACCAGUUUCUGCAGGAACUAGAGACUGGGCAGAAGCCCAAGAAACCGCUGGUGGAUGACCCUGUUGACAAACCCUCGCAGCGCAUCGAGGUCCUGCUGGAGAGAGAGCUAGCCAAGCUGAGCGCUGAGCUGGACAAGGACCUGCGGGCGAUUGAGACCCGGCUGCCUGCGUCCCCCAAGAGCGCGCAGGCGCCCCGACGGGCCCCGGAGCAGCGGCCGCCGGUCGGCCCGGCCUCAGCCUGGAACUUCAGCGCCCCGCAUGCACCUUACCUGGGUCCCACCCAACCCCUGAGCCCCCACAGAAUGGCGGAUGGAGGAGGAAGCCCCUUUCUAGGUCGGAGAGAUUUUGUCUACCCUUCCUCAGCCCGAGGUAAGGACCCCGCGGCCCCAUUACCUAGAUGUGCACCUACCAGAUAUGCAGACCCUAGUGCCUCCCAACGAGGCUGCAGCCCAGCCAGAAAGGAAGAGAAGAAGAGAAAGGCUGCCCGGCUCAAGUUUGACUUCCAGGCACAGUCCCCCAAGGAGCUGACUCUGCAGAAGGGUGACAUUGUCUAUAUCCAUAAGGAGGUGGACAAGAACUGGCUGGAGGGGGAACACCAUGGCCGACUGGGUAUCUUCCCUGCUAAUUAYGUGGAGGUGCUGCCUGCAGAUGAGAUCCCCAAGCCCAUCAAACCCCCCACCUACCAGGUGGUGGAGUACGGAGAAGCUGUGGCCCAGUACAACUUCAAGGGAGACCUGGAGGUGGAGCUAUCCUUCCGCAAGGGGGAGCGCAUCUGCCUGAUCCGCAAGGUGAACGAGAACUGGUACGAGGGGCGCAUCUCAGGCACGGGGCGCCAGGGCAUCUUCCCUGCUAGCUACGUGCAGGUGUCCCGCGAGCCCCGGCUCCGGGUCUGUGAAGACAGCUCCCAGCUCCCUGCAUCUCCCCGCCUGACCACCACUGCCCAUCUGGCCCGGCACCCCACCUCUCCCUCCGUACCGUGCAACCCAGCUGACCCCACCGACUGGGGGGGCCGGACCUCCCCCCGCCGCACCGGCUUCUCCUUCCCCAUCCAGGAGUCCAGACCCCAGACCCAGAAUCUCAGCACCUCUGGGCCAUCCCUGUCCCACUCUCGAGGGUCCAGCCGUCCCCUGGACAUGGGAGCCUCCUCCCCCAACACCAUGCAGAUACACUGGACUCCGUACCGGGCCAUGUACCAGUACAGGCCCCAGAAYGAGGAUGAGCUGGAGCUGCGUGAGGGGGACCGAGUGGAUGUCAUGCAGCAGUGUGAUGAUGGCUGGUUUGUGGGUGUCUCCCGGAGGACCCAGAAAUUUGGGACAUUCCCUGGAAAUUAUGUAGCCCCGGUGUGAGUGGUCUCCAUGGCAACUUGGAGCCAGCCAGGAUGGGGUGGGGAGCAGUAGCACUUACAGGAGGGAGUAGGGUCCCCACAUCAUCUUCCUCCAGACCUGCUCUCCCAGCAUCUGCAGAGACCCCAGCAGCCUUCCCUUGGAGCCCCUUCAAAGCCCCAUGGACUGAUUCCCACCCACAACUCACAGGCAUUCCUCUGAAAGCCCCUUCACCCCCACCCCCGCUCCCCAAAUACAGAGGUCUGCUUUGAAGUGGAGACUGUUUCCAGGCCUUAUUAAGACCAGACUCCUAGCCUCCCACCCCCACCCGCCAUUGCCUUUCCUCUAACAGGGACCGGCUCCGGGCUUCACCCCCKUGGGGUUCCUCUAACAAGGACCAGCCUCCUAACCUGAUGCAGACCAAAGGCCUCCAGCGCCUGCAGGACUUCCUCCCCUUUCUCGCCAGCUAGCCUGCUGCCCCUUUGCCUUAUGGCCUCCAGCUGGGCCUGGGAGCGAGGUGGGGGACAGAUGCAGCCCCUUCUUAGCCUUCAAGCACUAGCGAGAGGUCUCGCCUCAAGGCCUCUGCUUCCCAGAGGCUGCGAGGUCUGGGCCUGGGUUCUGCACAUCCUCCUGUGGCCACKGUUUCCAGCACCACUGGCUUCUCCCAGACAAUCCACAGGGAGACUUUGCUGCGCUCUUGCCUCCCAGCUCUCCUCCAUGUUCAAAGUCCCUCUGGAAGAUGAUGUAAAAUAAAUCUGGAU
Messenger RNA from Urocitellus parryii (Arctic ground squirrel), 3225 nucleotides. It is a transcript of the gene Sorbs3, whose product is annotated as sorbin and SH3 domain containing 3. NCBI's taxonomy places the organism in Eukaryota, Metazoa, Chordata, Mammalia, Rodentia, Sciuridae. Gene Ontology annotation, biological process: cell-substrate adhesion. Gene Ontology annotation, cellular component: cytoplasm; nucleus; cell-substrate junction. The record is from RefSeq and is a predicted model, not a curated record. Gene Ontology annotation, molecular function: protein binding.